Molecule: messenger RNA, 5112 nt
Organism: Amorphotheca resinae ATCC 22711
Lineage: Eukaryota; Fungi; Ascomycota; Leotiomycetes; Helotiales; Amorphothecaceae
Exons: 3
Coding region: 85-4815 (1576 amino acids)
Biological process (GO): early endosome to Golgi transport; intra-Golgi vesicle-mediated transport
Cellular component (GO): TRAPPII protein complex
Source: RefSeq, a predicted model, not a curated record
GUUUCCCCAACGCUCUGAUAAAGUGAGCGCGGAUGCUGAAUUGAUCCUUCGAAGGAAUUUGGUGGUUACGGCUCCCUCCAAGCAAUGGAGCAGUCAUCAUCAAGUUCCAAAGUUACAGUUGAGUACUUCGAUCCGCAUGGCAUCUAUCAGCUGCUAUCGCCUGGUCUCCUGUCUCGAUUGCCUCUGCGAAACCUCCACUGGGAAUCCCAUUCCGGACCUCUUCGCUCAAUCUCUUCCCUACAUAUCGACUUCAUCCCUUCACCAGAGUUGUUAACCCCUCUGUCUACAACCGAAGCAUAUUCAACUACCACACCUAUCACGCCACUUGCGCGAGUAAAGAGCGAAGACUCUGUGACCACCGGCGAUGAUGGGCCUCGAACACAGGCAUUGGGACAGACCCCGGUGGAGGGGCCAGACUCUCGGCCUGGUCCGAAAUUCGUUGUGAAGGAGCGAAGGCACCAAAUACCUGGUCUUCGACAAACACCUUAUUUGAAGGUCUUACUUGUACGUUGCGAUGAUAACGAUACGUACAAGGCGCAGACGCGGCGGCAGGUCAGAGAAUGGAUUAAGGAGCACACACCGCCAUCUCAAAGCACCACCACAAAAACGAGCGCGCAAGAGAACCAUGAUGCUUUCGAGUGGCUCAUACUUCACGUGGUCGUCCCAAAUACGGCUGCGGCUACACAGCCUCGUACGAGUGGGAAAAGCACUGAUGGGAGCUCCGGCUCGGCCACCGAAAAGACACGUUGGAGGGGAGGUGGAUCAUCCACCAUUCUCGAUAAACUGCGCGCAGAUUUCAAUGGCUCAUCCAAAACUGCAAUCGAUCGAGUAGCACAGGUUAGGAUUGGUGUCAAUGAUGUGCCAUACGACAUGCUCCCACGUGUUGUUCCAGCGAUUCCUGGUUCAUAUAACGAGACACCACAAGAGAACGACAAUGCGUGGUCGGACCUUAUCUCAAAGUUUAAAUCACUGAUAUUAGCCUCAUUUGAUAUGCGCGUGAGCCAAUAUGAGGAAGAUAUUCGAGAGAAGGAUGCCCAAAGAAAUCUACCAGGUUGGAACUUCUGCACGUUUUUCAUGCUCAAAGAGGGCUUGGCGAGGGGAUUCGAGAAUGUAGGCCUUGUUGAAGACGCUCUUGUGGGAUAUGAUGAGCUUGCUGUUGGUCUUGAUGUGAUCAUAAGAGAACAAACCACAGCGGGUUCAGACGCCGAGCAUGGCGGCUCAUUCUUACCAUAUACGAACGAACUCAAAACUAUGGUCGAUCGAGCCAGGACCGCCCUGCUGAAGGACAUGGGGCAGGAGACUCAGAUUGCCGGAUCAGAUGAUGCUAUUGAUCUACAGUCGACUGGUGAAGCUUCCGAUAAUGAAGUCGACGAAAUCCCGCUGAACGCAACGAGGAAGCGCUAUCGGGACCUCAUCCUUUCGAACAAUAUUUCAAUCUUCGAUUUUCGAUGCUAUCUUUUUUCUCGUCAACUCUCUCUAUUGCUCCGUCUAGCAAAUGCAUGGUCAUCGCGGGAAGAAUUACUAGAAAGAUUGAAAGAGCAGAGAGAAUCAAGUCUCUUAGGGGUCGCUGCCCGACUACCGGCUUCAGAGCCUUCUGAUGAUGCAGAGAAUCUUGUGGUGCUCGCGGAAAUUUGCAGGAGAUCCAUGGAUUUUAUUGCAUCUAUAUCUCGUGUCAUGAGGGAUGAUAUCGCAGCCUCUUAUAUGACGUUCCAGCAAAAGAUUGACGACGAAAAGAAGAGGAAUUCUCAGAUACAAAUGGACGCCGUUACUACCCAGGUAGUCGACAACAUUGUCUCCUCCUUCACAUUCUCUAUUGCGCAACAGAUUCUUGCGCAGACAUCAACCAAAGCGCUUCCAAUACCUCCUUCCACAUUAGCUCCCCCAAGCGGUCAGAUUGGGCCUGAUGGCCAGGAGCCUAAAGCUGCCAUUCCGGAGCCCAAGACACUGAUGCAUCCUGCCAGGAGUAGCUCUCUUGCGGUCCGCUCACAAUCCGGAGAGCCUCAGAAUCCCGCUCUUUCCUCCGGUAGCCGAAGAGCCAGCGUGCCAGAGCGGGAUCGAAGUACUACCAUGGCCUCCCCCUUUCUCAAAGCUGGAUUAGAAGACCUCGCAGCUCAUAGAGCGGCACUGUACGUUCUAUCUCGAAGCGUACUUGAAAACUUCGGCAAGGAGCAUGGAUGGAGUGUUGGUUGGACAGAAGUGGCGCAUUUUCAGUACGGUAACUUCGACGACAUGGAGGAGGUUGAUCUCAAUGGAGAGACUUCCGAGGAAAACCCCACCGACAGCAGUCAAACCAAAGUACCUCCAUCCCUGCAUGGAAUUAACAGCAAGUUACUACGGGUGGCUUUAGACAACCAGGAUGAUUUCCUUAGACUUUAUGAAACCUUUACCGACAAGGCACUCCGCCACUAUACUGUGGCAAACCACGUUCAAUCAAUACAGGCAAGUAUGGCUGAUCUGGCCAUUCUUAAGUAUCACCUUGAGGAUUAUGCGGCUGCAGCAUCAUACUUCUAUCGCAUGGCGCCGUUCUAUGGCGAAGAGGGCUGGACGCAGAUUGAACUCUCAAUGCUGGUCAUGUAUGCAAAAUGUCUCAAACAGCUCCAACGCAAGGAAGAAUAUGUUAGAGUUGUCUUGAAGCUUCUGUCCAAAGCUGCGAUGGCUGAGAAGGAGAGGAUUAGGCGCAAAUUUGACCUGCAACCUGGCCCAAUCAGCAGUUUCAGUCACGAGGAGCUUGUUCCGAAUGAACCAUACCUGGAGGAACUCCUGCAAAUAACGAAGACGUUUCAGCAUGAAGUGCAGGUACCUUUACAGAACUUUUUCAGUCACGUCGAGGUCGAUGAUACCCCUAGAUAUCACUCUGAGAAGGAUAGCUUCGCAUUACAACUUCGUUUUCGAUACCUGCUUGCCGAGAACAUGAACAUCGAGAAGGCAAAAGUUAAGAUCAGUCCGGUAGAAGGAGAUGGCAGCCGCGAUAUCUGGCUGGAGAGCGAGGGUCCUACUCUCUUCAAAAAUGGAAGCGUUAGGCUCGUGGUACAAACCAAUAUGGUGAUACCCGGCACAUAUCUUGUGACCCAGGUGGCUCUCUACACCAGCAAUAUCGUUUUGAAAUAUGAGCAUGGAACCAGAGCCGAUUCAUUCUUCAAGUGCCCGAAACUCCUCAUCUAUCAACAGGCGAAAGCCUUCGAUCUGAAACUUUUCUCAUCGAGAUACAUGCAUUUGGAUCGCAAUCGCUCUCUAGAAAUUGAGCUAUCAUCUGGCUGGAAUGAUGUUAUCAGUGGCGAGCUUCAUCUUCGAGCAGCAACCGCUGGACUGAGACUUCAGACCAGUGAAGCCAGUAUGAUCAGUGGACAGCUCGAAAUCUCUAAAAAGUCCGAAGCGGGUGUUAUCCGCUUCGGUGCCUUUAGUUCUGACUCAACUGCGAAGCUUCGCAUGCCGUUUAAUCUUGAGCACGAGGUUAACGAUAUCUCUAUUAAAUUGGAGAUAACUUACACCACCGAAAAGGGCGAAUUUUUCUUUGCUACAAUUCCAACUGUGUAUAUUAUGCUACCUCUGGGUGUCAACGUCCAGGACGUCUUCAAACAUAAGGCGCUCUUUUCUCGGUUCACCAUUUCAUCUGCGACAACUAGUCCACUGCGACUUUUGAGCUCCAAGUUAGAGGGCUCCGACGUAUUUCAAGCCCAGUGUGGUGCUUCACUUACAAGAUCAUUGGUUGUUUUCCCUCGCCAGCCUGCAUCUAUUCUGUAUAAGAUCACUAAAUCGCCGUCCAAGACGUCGAAACCUGCUUCUGCGUCCGGGAAGCGUUCGAAGGCAUCAUUAUCUCUUACCUUGCACUAUAGUACCCUCGAAGAGGAGAUCGACGACACAGUCACCGCUGGUCUUCAUCGAUUCUUCGAAGAUAACGAGUUGCAUCCAUACAUUCGUCUUAUUGUACCCACAGUUCUCUCGGCGUUACAUCAACGAAUGUCACCAUAUGAUAUUGAGCGGACUGCCAUUUUGAGCGAAGUCUCGACAUCAAUUCUUUCGACCGUCAGGUGGCGAAAUCAUUUUUCUGGUCUUGGUCGUACCUUACAGGGCAAUGAAGAUAUUGCAAAUCUUCUUGCCGAAGGGGUUGAGGCAUGGCUGCGGAACAAUCCGAACAUCCCUUUGUUACCAGUCCCGAUUGACGAAACCACUCUUUCUACGAAUCGAUCAAUCAUUAUCCCGGUUGAGGUACCAUCAAUGACAGUUGUCCAUACGGCCGACUUGAAACUACUUGGAGUGUCCUCUGUUCCAGCAACUACUCCUGUAGUAGCAUCUACCCAGCCAAUCUCGGCGUCAUUGAGCAUAAAGUGGACAAGGACUUGGGACAACGAGGCUCCUUUAGAACUCGAUGCCUCGGAGCAAUCUGAAGAUAUAGAGUUUGUCUACGAAGUCUCAGGCUUAUCCGAUACUUGGCUCAUCGGAGGCAAACGGAAGGGUCAUUUUACUGUCCCCAAAGCAAGCCAAGCCCAAUCUCAAAAGCAGGCACUGUCGUUUCCUGUUGUAUUGAUACCCCUACGCGAAGGCUUUCUACCGUACCCAAAUGUGGAGAUCAAACCAGCCUCAUUUCCGAAGACUAAUCGGCCUGGAGGCGCCACUGCUGAGGUCGGCGGGAGCCAAACGAAGCAUACAGUUGUGACAUCUGAGACAGAUUAUAAGAAUGCUGGUGAGACCAUAAGGGUCAUUAGCGACACAAGAAAAACAACUGUCAGCUUGGAUACCAGCGGGCCACAAGGAGGGGCCAUGCUAUUGGAGGCUGAGAGGCGAACUGAUAGAAAUGGAGAAGUCAUGCUUGGUUAGUCAGAUCAAGGUAGAGAUUCAAGAGAACCAGUCUAUGGCCAGGAAAAGGAGAUAGCGCGGCGCAUAUCAAAUCCCCAUCCGGUGGUAUAGUUCCCGCAAUAGAGAUAAGCAUCCGGGGUUUGGAGAUCCACCUGACGCAGUGUCAGUGAUGAUAAUGACUUUGUAGCCUCGCGGCUCUUGCAAGGUUCAAUAUUGGGCUAAAGUAAUGAGAAGGUUACGCCUUGUUUGUGAGUCUCAGAACACUCGUUCGCGGGUCAAGCUCAUUUGACUCGGUUCUACAAUCUAAAAAUUCUUACC